Molecule: messenger RNA, 5334 nt
Organism: Didymodactylos carnosus
Lineage: Eukaryota; Metazoa; Rotifera; Eurotatoria; Philodinida; Philodinidae
Source: the annotation of a GenBank genome assembly
AUGUUUUUUUUUGGGAGGCGGGGGAGGGGAGAGAUUUUUCGGCUGCGUUUUCGAUAUCUAAGACGUUUACGAUUAAAAGCAUUUAAUAAUAUAAAUUUUAGUAUAAGAAUGGCCUCAAAAGCCACAACAACAGCGAAUUUUAUUCAAGAUUCAAAUUCGGAGCAGAAUUCUGCUUUAACAAAUAUUUUACAAUUUUCAAGUGAAUCCAUACGUUUUAUAGCCGAUACAAACAACUGUUCCAAUUUAUCUGAAGAAUGUUUAAAGUGUUUAACGUUGGAAACAACAGGCAUUGUCAGAUUUCUUUUGCAAGAUGCAUUAAAGUUUACACGAAAAUGUCGACGAACAAAGAUGAUCACAGAUGAUUUUGAAUCAGCUAUUAAACUUCGACAUGUGGAGCCAGUUAUCGGCUAUAGAUUAUCCGGUGAUCUUCCAUUUAAAUCAGCAGUUAAUAGUCAUCGCGAAUUAUAUUAUGUUGAAGAUAAAGAAAUACAACUUGAAGAUGUGAUUGCAGCUCCUACACCAAAAGCUCCAUUCGAUAUUUCUUUACGUGCAAUUGACGGAAAACAACCUGCAAUCAACGAAAAUCCAGAGAUAACAUCCAAAAAUGAUCAUAUCGCAGAAACAGUUGAUCCGACAAAAUCAAUUAUUCGAAAAAAAUUCAAUUUGGAUACUGUCAAAGUGAAAAGUUCUGUCUCUCAUGAAUUGUCUCUAGUUAAAGUUAAUUUAAUGCAAUACAAUUUGGCCAUACUUAUCUAUUUGAUGCGUAUGACAAUCUCGUUGCUUGAAAAUAAAUCAUUAUAUUGUGAAAAAUAUUUACAUCAAUUAUUUCCAGCUGUCAUGUCUUGUAUAUUGGCCAGACAGUUAUGUUCACGUCCUGAAACAGAUAAUCAUUGGGCAUUGCGAGAUUUUGCUGCAUCACGUUGUGCACAAAUGGUGAAAAUGUUUUCCGCAAGUAUCCAUGGAUUAAGAAAUCGAAUUGUGAGAAUAUUUCUUCGAGUAUUCAACAGUGAAAGAUAUCCUCUUGUUACACAGUAUGGUGCUCUGGUUGGUCUAUGUGAAAUGGGACAAGAAACCAUUGAAGAACUUGUUUUUCCAAUAGUGAAAAUUAUUGGUGAAAGAAUAAUGAAAAUUACCGAGAGUUCACCAAUGACACCGUUAGAUAAAACAGCUAUAGAAAAAAUUAAUUAUCAGUUAUUGAAAUAUGUUCCAUCUGCCUAUCGUGCAUGUCGUAAUGCUCCGGAUGAUAUAGAAAGUUUUAAACAUGAAUUUGGUAAUUAUUUUGGAGCGAAACUUUAUAAUCAAGUUUUACAAUUAAGACAUCAACCAAAUCAACGAUCACUGGUUACACCUCGUCAUCAAGCGGUCCUUAUUCUAAUGAGUCAAACUAUUCGUUCUUUAUUAAUCAUAUCUGAAUGUCUAUCUAUCGAUACAAAAGUCGAUAUUAUUUUUUUCCUUUUAAUUGAUCAUUGCUAUAUUCAUUUACCAUCGUUACUCUCAGGUAUACAAGCAAUGGUCAAUUCUCCCAUGUCAAGUCCACGUACAAAUCAUCGACGUCAGGGGAGUGCAGAAUAUUAUCAAACAGAAGUUGUUUCGAAUGCUAUGGCAAAAAAUAUUGACGCUUUAAAUUUAACCGAUAACCAUCGACGAAAUAGUUUCAAUGCUAAUAAUGUUGGCAUGGGUAGUACUGAGAAUUUAUCCUCUGCAAUCAACUAUGGUUCAUCAACAUCACUCAAUAAAAGUGCAAGUCAUAAUAGUAUGGCUGCAGUCAAUUAUCCAAUUGGUCCAUUAGAUCUCAACAAAUAUCCAGUUAAUUACGAUCCACACCCAGAAAUGAUUCAUCGGCCUAACGCCGAUCGUGUUACAUACAAACAAGAUGUUGCCAUUCGCUAUUUGCAACCUCCAACUCCGCCUCCUCCCGGACCAGUCAUCAUUCGUGAAAUAAGAGCACCCGCUUUGCCAGACGCUCCCCCAAUUGUUAUUAAACAAAGAGCGCCUGUUCCUGUCACUCCUCCACCGAUUAUAGUGCGUGAAAGACCCCCUCAACCCCCAGCUAUAAUUCCACCACGUAUCGUUGAAAAAUAUUUGCCACCACCGCCUCCAGGUCCACGAAAAGUCAUUAUUGAACGAAUGCCUGCAUUACCUCCAAAGCCUCAAUCGAUCGUGAUUGAAAAAUGGUUACCGUAUAAACAACAACAACAAAGUCGUGUUAUUAUUCAGCGUGCUCCAGCUCCUAUACCGUUACAGAAACAGAAAAAUACCAUCAUUACAUGGGAUGCUCCACAAGUUGAUAUUGUCAAAAAUGUUCAUAAUUUGGGUACGAUACGAGCUGAUCCUAUGUUAUACUAUCGACAGUAUGGACCUAAUUUAGCUACGACUGAUUAUGUUUUAUCAACAAUGUCAAGAUACGGUGUUGAUUAUGGUUAUCAAACAAUGAAUGAUUCAACAAGUGUAAGGCAUACAUCCGAUAGAACUGGAGUAUUUGCAGAUCACCGCCUAAGUGAUCAGCAAAUAUUAGAAGGCCAUUAUUCGUCCCGUGCUGGUGAUAAUGAGUCAAAUUCUGAUGUAUUUCUUCACAAUAAUAAUAAUUUAACUAUGUCUGGAGUUACAACUAGUUAUGCCUCCGAACAAUAUCAUGAUGAAACCAGAAGAAGCAGCCGACGUCUGAGUGCAAAUGAAGAACAACAUAAUCGUUCACAGUACAACGCUCCAUCACCUGCCACAACAACAGCUAGUGUUCGACCAACCAUAGCAGCAGCAUCUAAAUUUCUACCAACAAAUCCUAGUCCACAGCAAUCAUCGUUCAAUAGUUCAACUGGAGCAACAAAAGUCGUCCGAGUUGUCAAUUGUUCAAGACAACAAACACCGCCAGCAUCAAAACUUUCUCCCUCAUCAUCAUCAUCCAUUCCUGCAUCAUCAACAAAUAGUGUUGCGCCUAGUAACAGUUUAUUAGCAUUACCUUCUAAUAACAAAAAAGAACGUCCGAAUCGCUUGUUGGUUGAUGAAGCUGUCAACGAUGAUAACAGUGUUGUGGCAUUAUCACAACAAAAAAUGGACGAAUUACAAUUAUUUCGUGGUGAUACAGUUGUAUUAAAAGGCAAAAAACGAAAAGAAACAAUUUGUAUUGUAUUAGCCGACGACACAUGUCCGAAUGACCGUAUUCGAAUGAAUCGUACUGUGAGAAAUAAUCUAAGGGUUCGACUUGGUGAUGUUGUUCAAAUUCAAGGAUGUCAAGAUGUAAAAUAUGGCAAAAGAAUACAUGUCUUACCCAUUGAUGAUACUGUACAAGGCAUCACGGGAAAUUUAUUUGAAGUUUACCUGAAACCGUAUUUUGUUGAAGCCUAUCGUCCUGUUCGUAAAAAUGAUGUAUUUGUCGUACGUGCAGCAAUGCGUGCUGUUGAAUUUAAAGUUAUUGAAACUGAGCCAUCUCCGUAUUGUAUUGUUGCACCAGACACCGUCAUCCAUUGUGAAGGUGAUCCAAUUAAACGCGAAGAGGAAGAAGCGUCAUUGAAUGAAAUUGGUUAUGAUGACAUUGGUGGAGUUCGAAAACAAUUAGCACAAAUCAAAGAAAUGGUUGAAUUGCCAUUACGACAUCCACAAUUGUUCAAAACAAUCGGUGUCAAACCGCCCAGAGGCAUUCUGUUGUACGGUCCACCUGGAACAGGAAAAACUUUGAUAGCUCGAGCUGUUGCAAAUGAGACUGGUGCAUUUUUCUUCUUAAUCAAUGGUCCAGAAAUUAUGUCAAAAUUAGCUGGUGAAUCUGAAUCAAAUUUACGAAAAGCAUUUGAAGAAGCUGAAAAGAAUUCGCCAGCCAUCAUAUUUAUUGAUGAAUUAGAUGCUAUUGCACCAAAACGUGAAAAAACACAUGGUGAAGUUGAACGACGUAUCGUUUCCCAAUUAUUAACAUUGAUGGAUGGAUUGAAACAACGUUCACAUGUUAUUGUAAUGGCUGCGACAAAUCGUCCAAAUUCAAUUGAUCCUGCUUUACGACGAUUUGGCCGUUUUGAUCGUGAAGUUGAUAUCGGCAUACCGGAUGCUGUUGGACGUUUAGAAGUAUUGCGUAUACACACAAAGAAUAUGAAAUUGUCGGAUGAUGUUGAUUUAGUUCAAAUAGGAAACGAAACACAUGGUUAUGUUGGUGCCGAUUUAGCAUCAUUAUGUUCUGAAGCAGCCUUACAACAAAUUCGAGAAAAAAUGGAUGUUAUAGAUUUAGAAGAAGAUACAAUUGAUGCUGGAGUUCUUGAUUCAUUAGCUGUUACACAAGAUAACUUCCGAUUUGCAUUGAAUCAAUCAAAUCCAAGUGCAUUAAGAGAAACAGUUGUUGAAGUACCAACAGUUACAUGGGAAGAUAUUGGUGGAUUGGAAAAUGUUAAACGAGAAUUACAAGAAUUAGUGCAAUAUCCUGUUGAACAUCCAGAGAAAUUUUUAAAAUUUGGCAUGACACCAUCGAGAGGAGUGCUGUUUUAUGGACCCCCUGGUUGUGGUAAAACAUUAUUAGCUAAAGCCAUUGCCAAUGAAUGUCAGGCGAACUUCAUAUCUGUCAAAGGACCAGAAAUGUUAACCAUGUGGUUUGGUGAAUCAGAAGCAAAUGUCCGUGAUGUAUUUGAUAAGGCUCGUCAAGCAGCACCGUGCGUAUUGUUUUUCGAUGAAUUAGAUUCAAUUGCGAAAGCACGUGGAGGAAGUGUUGGUGAUGGAGGUGGAGCAGCUGAUCGUGUGAUUAAUCAAAUUCUAACAGAAAUGGAUGGAAUGGGAGCAAAGAAAAAUGUUUUCAUCAUUGGAGCCACAAAUCGACCCGAUAUCAUUGACUCUGCUAUACUGCGUCGUCUUGAUCAGCUUAUUUAUAUUCCAUUACCCGAUGAGAAAUCUCGUACAGCUAUAUUAAAAGCAGCAUUACGUAAAUCUCCUGUCUCCAAAGAUGUUGAUAUUCAAUAUUUGUCUACCGUAUCCAAUGGAUUUAGUGGUGCAGAUUUAACUGAAAUUUGUCAACGUGCUUGUAAAUUAGCCAUACGGGAAUCAAUUGAAAAGGAAAUAAAUCGUGAAAAAGAACGUCAGCGAAAUCAAACAACAGCAAUGGAUGAUGAAUUUGAUCCCGUGCCAGAAAUUCGACGUGAUCAUUUCGAAGAAGCAAUGAAAUUUGCACGACGUAGUGUGUCGGAUAAUGAUAUUCGUAAAUAUGAAAUGUUCGCACAAACAUUACAACAAUCCAGAGGUUUUGGUUCAUCGUUUCGUUUUCCGGAACAGCAGCAACAACACCCACCAUCACAAGGUGGUGGCACUGGGGGGCACGGUGGAAGUGGACAUGGCGGAACCAAUGACGAUGAUGAUUUAUACGCUUAG